AAUGAGACUGGCCGAACAACCUGCUUCACAUUUGCGGAUGGCUGUGGCGGAAUUGUGGACAAUUUUGUGCUGAAACUGAAUCAGAUAUCACCUAUGUAGCCAUGCCUAUUCAGUGUGCAGCUUACCUGUUGCAACAACUUCCAAAGCAAAGGAUGUGGAUUUUCGUUUUUCUCAUUUCCUGAGGAUCCACGGACUCGAAAAAAAAAAUGGCGGCAUUAGGCUACACAAAAAGGGACUUCGAGGUGAUGGACCGCCAUAAAGUAUGUAGCAAGCAUUUUAUCCAGAAAGGUUCUCUCAGAUGGGCUAUCCAAAUGCUAAUCCUAGCCUAAAACCAGGGGCUCUUCCAGACAUGCCACUCGAAAAUGAACUGGUCCUUUUUUCCGGAGUUAGGACAACUACAACAACAACACAACCCCCCAUCGUCGAGAAAGGUGUCUCGCGAAACCCAGAACAAAAAGAAGAAAACAACUCCCGAAAAAUCAGGUAGUAGGUCUUACACUAUGAAGCGAGGUAGAAAACGAAGAGCUGUUGAAGGCGAUGUGGUGACAGAUGAGGUAGAAAACGAGACUGGAGGCCAGCAGGCAGUGCAGAUGAACGAAAUUAAAAAACGUCUUUGUGAACUGAUAAAGAUGCGACAAAGUUUGCGGACUUCUGGUGCAAAGUCAUACCCUGCAGCCAAAUCUCACAGCCAGGAUGUGAACAGUGCUUGUAAAGCCAAGGUGUCUUCACCUGUUAUUCACCAGCCAGAUGAGCCUCAGGUUCCUGAAGGUGUGAUGGCUCAGACUCAACAAGAUCAGCCACAGCUGAAUUCAUUUGUUACCAACAAGCCAAGCCAACCACAGGUGUGGUCAGUUGUUAACAAUCAAUCAGGCCAACCACAAGUGUAUUCAGUUGUUAACAACCAGUCAGGCCAGCCACAGGUGUAUUCAGUUGUCAACAAUCAGCCAGGCCAACCACAAUUGUAUUCAGUUGUUAACAACCAGCCUGGCCAACCACAGGUGUAUUCAGCUGUUAACAAUGAGCCAGGCCAACCACUGGUGUAUUCAGUUGUUAACAAUGAGCCAGGCCAACCACAGGUGCAUUCAGUUGUUUAUCAGCCAGGCCAACCACUGAUGCAUUCAGUUGUUAACAAUGAGCCAGGCCAACCACAAGUGUAUCCAAUUGUGCCAGGCGAAGCACAGGUGUGUUCAAUCGUAGACAACCAAUAUCCUGAAGGUAGGGUGAAACCAGUGAUUAAGGUAGAGACUAUAGAGACUGCAAAUCAACCGCAGAUAUUCCCAGUAGUCAAAGGAACAAAAGUUGUUGAUAAUCCAGGUGAAGAGUUUCACGUCAAGUUUGACCUCGGAGGCAUUGAUAUCUCACAGGUUUCCCUAGGGGAAAUACCUAGUAAGGCUGGUGAAGGGAGCUUACGUAGUGCUGGCAUUAACACAGAAUGUGCUGAUGUUCUUGCUGAUCAUCAUUUGAUUGCAAGUGAAGCUAAAUCAAGACAGGCUUGUGUGGAAACUUUGGGAACAUGUAGUGAUGUGUUUAAAACAGAAUGUGAUGACAAUGUAGCUCCUGUACAGACUGACAGAGAAACAUUUAGCACGACUGUAGUUAUAAAGACAGAAUAUGCUGACAGUCAGAUGUGUACAGGUGUCGUUCCUGUACAGGCUGUCAGAGAAACUUUAGGCCCUACUGUAGUUAUAAGGGAAGAAUAUGCUGACAGUGAAGCCUGUCCAGGUGUCGUUCCUGUGCACACUGAAAGAGAAAUUUUAAGCACUACAGUCAUUAUAAAGACAGAAUGUGCAGACAGUCUUGCUGAUAAUCAGGUGUGCACGCAAGUCAAGAUGGAACCAAUCGACCACCCUGGGCAAGUGGACUGUUCCAGGUGGGCAGAAGGUGGUACACACCAGCGUGUCACAGCCCAGAGCCAAGAGUGUGGCAGUGACCCCUUAACACAAAGAUCCCUACAUCCAGCUACCCAAGAGGAAGAGGGCCCACUGAUCAUAACUGAGUUAUUUGCUCAUCCUUCAGCUUCAGAGGUCGGCUCUCGGGGAAGAGCUCCUGGAGAUUCGGUCACCUUGUGUGCCUGUACAGCUCCUCCUGGAGGUGAACUGGACAGUAGUGCAUCUGGGCUGGGGAUAGUUCGCUCUGCGGGAGGAGCAGUGACAGUCCCUUGUGAAGAGGUGUAUAAGAGUGCCAAGUACCAGCCUUUGGUUAAAUUGGAACGGUUGCCUUUGUCUGCCUCGGACGUUGUAAUGCUGAGUCAGCUUCCUGAUAAACACGUGAAGUGGAGUUAUGUGUCAUGCCAGACAUUGGGUGGUACCAACCCUUCUUAUCUUGUCAGUAGGGACCCCAAAUCCCCCAGAUCAUCACUUCGGCUGCUUUCUCCAAAGGAUACACCUCAGAGGAAACCUGUACUUGUGUCUUGUUCAGACACCGUUAAUCUAAGUCAGCCUGCUGCUAAACACGACAAGCUUGUGUCGGCCUCUGGCAGUCUGUCUAGUGACGUUGUCCAGGGUCAGACAUUGUUUGGUACUGGAGGUAGCUAUGUUUGUCCAGUCAUCAGGAACCUCGCCUCCCCUGGACUUGCUUCUGCCCCUAUCUGGUGCAAUGGUUUGCCACUAAGUAAACUUGUGCUUGUUUCUAGUAUUGCUGACAAGCCUGUCUCAGGAAACUCUACCCCUAGUCGGGAAUUGUUUGGUGCCAAGCAUGGCUGUCAGGCUAACAGGACCCCAAAUCCCAGAGACCUACAUCUCUUGAUUCUUGCAAAAAUCCACCGCUAAGGAAAAUCCAGCCCAAACCAGGCCUGGUGUUUGUUCCUGUUCAGUCACUCAAUGAAAACACAUCUGUGUUUCGCAUUGCGGGCGAUCCAGUGGAAGAUCCGGGAAAUCAACACAAUACCCGGAAACGGCGUGCUCCCAUGAAGUUGAAACGUAUUUGUCAUGUGUGCGACAAGAAAUUUCCUAGCAAAAGCUCGCUGGAAAUGCACAUGGCAAGGCAUCGAGGUGAGAAGAAGACCUGCGAGGUGUGCCAGAAGAUGGUGUCUGCCUCAUACCUGUAUAGACACCUCAAGCUUCACAACAAUCCAUCAGCCUUCAAGCCGUACUUAUGCUCUUUUUGUGGGUUCAGGUGUCCAUCAAGGUCAGCCCACAAGCAACAUAUGUUCAAACACACAGGUGAGAGGGAGAGAUGUCCAGUGUGCCAGAAAUCCAUAGCCACAGGCUAUUUCAAAGAGCACAUGAAGACGCAUACGAACCCCAAGAAGAAACUAUACCACUGCACGCUGUGUGAGAAAGCAUUCCCUCUCAUAGGCAAACUGAAUCGCCAUAUGCUGUGUCACAAGGGAGUACGGGAAACGUGCCCCAUAUGUGAAAAAUCUUUCUCAGCUGAAUAUCUGCGGCGUCACUUGGGUAAACACAGAUCCGUGCCAGGGAAAUGCCAUACGGCUGUUCUGUGUGUGGUCGACAGUUUCGAGCCGAAGCGCCAUAUCGGCGCCACAUGUAACUCAGCACGGAGAAGGAGCACAUAAGUGAUCAUCAAACAACAGGAGACUCCUGAUCCAACCCCUGUGGCCAAUGAUUAUUGUGCUAGUGGGGUGAAAAUACUCGGGAACCUCUCACCUAUGUAGCUGCUGUCAAUGGUUGUGAGUUCAUGUCCAACUCACGCCGCUUUCCUCUGCGGUCUUAUGUGGGAAGUCUGACACCAAACUGCAGGUGGUUGUGGAUUGCCAUUUGGGUGAAUAAUCAAUCAAAUGCUGAUAUAAGUAAAUAAAUUAUUAUUAAAUUAGUCAAGAGACUAAGAGGGCACAUUCGAUUGUGGCUGUGUGUUAUGAUAUGCAUGGUUCAACUGCCAAAAGGGUUAUUAAUUAAACCCAAUACCUCAUGCUGGAUGGUCGUGGGUUUCCCCCUGGUUCUGCCCGGUUUCCUCCUACCAUAAUGCUGGCUGCUGUCAUAUAAUUGAAAUACUCUUGAGUACGGCACCAAUCAAAUAAAUAAAGCCAAUGAAAAACCAGGGUAGGUUCAAAUCCCAGUACUGGGAAUUUGGAGAUUCCCUUGUUUUCACCUUUUUGUGGAGCCUUAGUUACAAAAAGCUGUCAGCAGCUAUGGUGGGAAUCAAUGCAGUUGUUUUGAUUGGUGACAACCAUGUGUACGCACUUAUGUGCCCUAUACAUUGGAGUUUGAGAGUUUCGACCAGAAAUAAUAUACUUGAUUGGGAUUUCUAGAUUGCCCAAGAAAAGAAUGGGCAUGAAAAUGAGAUCAAUAUCAUUUUGUGUUUUUUGGGUGUGCGGACCUAAAAUCAAGAAAUGGCAUGCAAAUAAAACUGAAAAUCCACAUUAGUUUGUCUAACCAUGAUGUUUUCAAUUUUCCAAUCACCUAAUAUGUCAACAGGAAACUUUUGUCGCGGUUGUCUACAUUAUUCAACCAUUUAAAUCAUCGACUUCUAUCGUUAUGCCCUCCGAAGCCAUUAAAAAAAUUAUCUGCCCAU
Messenger RNA from Liolophura sinensis, 4470 nucleotides. RefSeq lists its product as uncharacterized. Bases 363 to 2768 code for a protein of 801 amino acids. The transcript has 3 exons. Lineage: Eukaryota; Metazoa; Mollusca; Polyplacophora; Chitonida; Chitonidae. The record is from RefSeq and is a predicted model, not a curated record.